Molecule: messenger RNA, 1604 nt
Organism: Cydia fagiglandana
Lineage: Eukaryota; Metazoa; Arthropoda; Insecta; Lepidoptera; Tortricidae
Product: probable chitinase 2
Exons: 8
Coding region: 66-1604 (512 amino acids)
Biological process (GO): chitin catabolic process; carbohydrate metabolic process
Cellular component (GO): extracellular region
Molecular function (GO): chitin binding; chitinase activity
Source: RefSeq, a predicted model, not a curated record
UUACUCUAUUAGUUGGCAUUACUUUAUCAUUAGAUUCAUCAACAUAAUUAUAGUAACCUUUGAAAAUGUAUUUGUUUCUCAAAUUAGUGUUUGGAAUUUUUUUGCUGACCGUUUUUGUGGAGGGGCAAGAUAAAGUCGUAGUCUGCUACUACGGCACCUGGGCCACCUACCGCUCUGGCGACGGAAAGUUCUCCGUAUCGGACAUCAACACGUCGCUAUGUACCCAUCUCGUUUACACCUUCGUCGGGAUCAAUAAUGACGGGACCGUUGUCUCGCUCGAUCCGUAUCUUGAUCUGGCCGAUAACUAUGGACUUGAUAAUUUCAACAAAUUCAACGCAUUGAAGCAACAGAACGCCAAGUUGAAAACUAUUCUCGCCGUCGGUGGCUGGAAUGAGGGAUCCGCUAAAUACUCUACGAUGGCAGCCUCCGCUACCCUACGAAAUAACUUCAUCACCACAGCCAGAGAUUUGCUCCUGUCCUACGGUUUUGACGGUUUAGACAUAGACUGGGAGUACCCGAACCAACGUGAUUCAACUCAGGGAUCUGCUGAUGUAGAAAACUUUUCUUUGUUGCUAAAAGAAUUGAGGGAGGAGUUGGAUAAAUAUGGAUUGUUGAUUACUGUAGCUGUUGCGGCUGUGGAGCAGAGUGCAUCGCUGUCAUACGAUAUUCCCACAAUGUCCAAGUACGUCGACCUCAUCAGCCUCAUGACAUAUGACAUGUACGGAGCCUGGGAUUCGGUCACCGGACACAACGCACCUCUUCAUGUAGAUGCGGGUAGACUCUAUGCUGUUGAUGCCGCUUUGAACUAUUGGCUAACACAAGGAUGCCCCCCAGAGAAGCUUGUCCUGGGCUUACCCCUCUACGGCAGGACUUUUACCUUAACCGAUGCUAAUGUCCAUGGGGUAGGGGCUCCAGCAAGCGGCGCUGGUUUAGCUGGACAGUAUACUGCAACUAAUGGCUUAAUAGGGUACAACGAGUUCUGCAACAAACUAAAUACGGAAACCUGGGACGUCCUUUACGAUUCCAUAGCUGAUGUACCAUAUGCAGUCCAAGGCAAUAACUGGGUAUCCUACGAUGACCCUAAUUCCUUAGCCAAGAAGGUCGAAUAUGCCAUGAAUCUCGGCAUCGCCGGUGCCAUGGUCUGGAGCAUCGAAACUGAUGACUUCCACGGAAAAUGUGGAGAGGAUUUUGCUUUACUAAGAUCUAUUAAUACAGCCUUAGCUGGUUCUAGUUCUUCUACAUCUACAUCAACAGCUACUCCUAGUACCACAGUGUCAACAACCACGCCCACUAGUACUACUAGUAGCACGGCUUCUACUACUACUACUACUAGUACUACGGUUUCUACAACUGAAGCGCCUACAAGCACUACGUCUAGUCCUACAACGACAUCUACUGCAAAAACAACGACAACAACAGCAUCAACGACAUCUGCAUUGUGCACUGAAGAAGGUCCUAUAGCCAAUCCCGACGACUGUUCCACUUUCUUUAUGUGUGUUUUGGGAGGCUCCGGCCUGGAGACCAAACUCAUGGACUGUCCUAGCGGCCUAGUGUGGGAUGAAACCAACAAAUACUGCAAUUACAAGUACCUUGUUACAUGUUGA